Molecule: messenger RNA, 1005 nt
Organism: Sordaria macrospora k-hell
Lineage: Eukaryota; Fungi; Ascomycota; Sordariomycetes; Sordariales; Sordariaceae
Molecular function (GO): nucleic acid binding; zinc ion binding
Source: RefSeq, a predicted model, not a curated record
AUGGAUCUCGACGAAUUCGAGGAGUUCCACGAUUCCCAAGAUGGCGGCGAACAACCAGAAGGAGACAGCAGUACCCCCAGCGACGGCCUCGUGAAAGGGCUCUUGAAGGCACUCAGUGGAAGUGCAUCACUCCGCGAUCGUGUUAAGUCCCUUCUCUUUAACUCCAAUCCACCCCCUAUCCUUGCCCCGCGACUGGACUUCAGUCCCGCGGCCCAAGCUCCCGUGACCGGAGCUCCCAGCAGAAAUGCGGCCUCGGCCGCUAGAGGAGUACGCACCGACCGAGAAGCGGCAUGGAUUGAGAUUCUUGACACCCUUCCGCUCGACAAACAGCAGCGGUUGGAAGGCUUUUGGACCGCCAAAACCGCUAGCGGUGACGACGACCCGGUGGCCCUUCUCGAUCAGAUUCGCAUCAUUUUCGGUGCCUACCAGAUGCGCGACUCCGCUCUCGACAAGCUCUUCACAGUCUCGCUCUCGGAUGACUACCGCACCUGUGUAGCCCAGUUACAGUACCAUGCGGCGAAGUAUGAGCAGACCAGUGAGUUCAAGGAGGAUCACCACAAGUACCUCCGCGGCCAGAGGAAUCGGAGCCGCUCCUCGAAUAAUUAUUACCUUCCAGCAUUGAGCGUUGGUAACACUCAGGGGCCGCAAUCCCAGCCUCAGUCAACCUCUUCUUCCCUAUCGGCCCCGGUAAAUGCUGAUGGUGACACCAUUAUGGGGUCGACUCGCGUUGGAAGAGGUCGUGGCAGUCGAGGGCGAGGCGGUUUAAACCCGGCCACCUAUUCCUCUAAGCGCGCCAAGUGGGUCUCGGAAAAAGAACGGCAGAAACGUCGAGACAAUAACCUUUGCCUUCGAUGCGGUGCCUCUGGCCAUUAUGUAGGCUCUUGCCCAUACCAGCCCGCGGUUCCCCCCUCCAACAAUGUCCGCACCCAGGGUACCGCCAUUGAGGUCCCUCCGCUCUUGGAAGAGGAGGAUGAGAGCUCCACUUCCGAGCAGGGAAAAGAAUAG